Messenger RNA from Oppiella nova, 945 nucleotides. NCBI's taxonomy places the organism in Eukaryota, Metazoa, Arthropoda, Arachnida, Sarcoptiformes, Oppiidae. The record is from the annotation of a GenBank genome assembly.
UCGUUCACCGAAUGCCAGACAUUGAGUGAUAGUGAGCGCGAACUGGAGGACGGCAUCCGACGCUUUAUAUUCACUAAAAGCGACAAAAGCUAUGAAUCGCUGAUGAGUUCGUUUCGGUCGCAGAUCUCAGUUAUCAACGAAAGCAGUCAUCAGUCAAUCGUCUGGACGGAUGUCCUUCACUCGACCUUCAGGAGCGACGACUCGAACAUCCAGUGCUCCGUUUGGAUCACUUUCUACGAGAUAUACAACGAAACGAUCUAUGAUUUGCUGGACUUAGAGGUGACGGGAGAGAGAAAGUCAAAGAUUAUGCUCUUGAAGGACGAGUCGGACAACUACUACAUCAAAGGCUUGAGACAGAUCUGCGUGUCCUCUGCAGAGGAGGCCUACAAAGUGCUGCUCUUCGGACAAAACAAUCUUCACAUCUCAUCCACUAAUCUGAAUAAGAAUUCGAGUCGAAGUCACUGUGCGUUCACCAUCUCAUUGGUGACCACUUUUCGCAAUCAAUUCACUAAGAGAUCAGCCGUUGUUCUCAAUCACCUAUCGAUCUGUGAUUUGGCGGGCGCUGAGAGGAGUGAAAAGGCGAACAAUAGCGGGGAAUAUGGGGAACGGGCCACUCGUGUGAAGGAGGCCGGGAAGAUAAACGGAUCGCUUCUGUCGCUCAGUCGUGUCAUCACAGCCCUCAGACACAACCAGAGGUUUGAUCACGAUCCCUCUAAGAAGCGAUUCGUAAACUUCCGCGACUCGAAGCUCACGAAAGUGUUUCAGCCAUACCUGUGCGGCAGUGGAAUGGCAGCCAUGAUAUCCAAUAUGAAUCCGACGCCCAAUCUGUUCGAUGAAACGCUGUUCGCACUGAAGUUCACAGGCGUUGUCGCACAGGUAGUCGUCAGCUAUGAGGAGCAACGCAACAAAUUCCAGGAUUCGCUCAAAAGACUGACACAGAUGUGG